Messenger RNA from Mesitornis unicolor (brown roatelo), 2841 nucleotides. It is a transcript of the gene STK31, whose product is annotated as serine/threonine kinase 31. The record is from RefSeq and is a predicted model, not a curated record. Gene Ontology annotation, biological process: protein phosphorylation. Gene Ontology annotation, molecular function: ATP binding; protein kinase activity. NCBI's taxonomy places the organism in Eukaryota, Metazoa, Chordata, Aves, Mesitornithiformes, Mesitornithidae.
AUGGCUGGAGAUGAAGUGUAUGACAAAGUUGAAGAUGUUGUGGGCUGCCACGUUGAAGAUGCUGUAACAUUCUGGGCACAGAAUGUCAGUAGAUGUCAUGACCUCUUGAAAUUAAGUUCUGCACUGGCAGAUGCUUGUCCUCGGGCAAAUGCAGUUUUUGGCAAACCUGAUUUUAGCAAGAUUUAUGGUGGCUGUUUUUCUGAAGACAGGUGUUGGUACAGAUGUAUAGUGCAGCAAGUGAUCAACAGUGAACAGUGUCAGAUAUUGUACAUUGACUAUGGAAAUUCUGAGGUUCUGAAUAGAUCUGACAUAGUUGAAAUUCCACCAAACUUGCAACGUCCAAGUGUUGCCAAGAAGUACAGACUCUGGGGACUGCAGAUACCAAGUGAUCAGAACUUAAACAUGUUUGACCAGGGGAAGAAGUUCUUGAGCAGCCUAGUCUUUGAAAAAAAAAUAAAAGUACGUCACAAAGCCAAGCAUGGAGAUGGUAUCGUUAUUGCCCAGGCAGAAUAUGGAAAAAUAGAUAUUGGAGAAGAGGUGGCCAAAGCAGGAUUUGCUGAAAAAUGCACAUCUCCAGGAAACACUAAAGGUGCAGAAGAGAAAAACAUUGAGGUCAUGCAAAACCAUUGGAAGAUGACAGCUUCGGUUCCGCUGUGGGUGAACAGAUCCAAUUGUGUGCUGUACAACAUCCCAAAGGGGCUCCUGAACCACGUAACUGCAAAGAGUCAGAAUUCUGGAAACCAUGUGUUUGCCCCAAAGGAAGAAAUGCUAACUUCUACCUCAGUGCCAGACACCAGCUUGGCAGAAAUAAAACCAGAUCAGAAGCUGUCCGAAGAGAGAGAAGCUCUCAGAAGGGAAAAUGUAAAUCUCUUGCAGAGGCAGAAGGAGCUAGAACUGAAGUUCAGCUGUGCAUUGUUGUUUGGAGUACAGAAGGAUGAAGGUGGUUGGGUUAAGACUUGUCUUGCCCUGGCACGGGGAGGUGCUGUCAGUGAGUGUCAGCACACAUUUCGUGGCUUAGACUGGACCCUGGCCCCCUUUGGUAGAGAGAGGGAAGUAUCCAGGAAAGCUGCUGAAACCCUGCGUACUUGCAUUAGAACAAAAAUAAGAAGUUUGGCUGAUAAGGUGAAGGAGUUAAAAAAAGUUAGGCACAGAAAUAAGAACAGUUGUUUUGGGGAGCAGCUUUCGCAAGCCAUAAAAGUAGUUACAGAAGGAUGUGUUACUGCUCCGUGUUCCUUGGAGAAGCUGCAGAAGAUUUGGGCAGAGUAUGACUUGGCUCAAGAGAGGAUUCAGUUAUGCAGAAAUGUGGUUGAAAGAGAUGAAUUGAUCACCAAGAGAGACAAAGUGCAGCAAAACUUGUAUUCAGCAGUGGAAGAGUUCAUUUUGGAAGUGGAUCAACUGCCCCUUUCUGGGCGCUCAAGAAUGUUACAGGAACUGUCUGCUUCUCUGACGAUGGUGGAUGGUCAAGGUUCUGAAGCCGAUGACUCUGAGGAGGUAUUUCAGCAGUUCUUUCUGUGGAAGAAUAUUAAAACGACGAAAUUAAUUUGCAUCAGAAAUGAUACAAACAUAGCUCUGCAAGUUCUUAUUGACUGCUUCAGUGGCAUCUUAAAGUGUUUUGACCUGGAGUCAGAAGCACCUUCAGAUUUACAGGAAGUCGUUGGCAAUGUGGAUGAAAUUCUUGAAAAGCUUGAGUUUGCUAUUUGUGAAGAACUGGAUACUGACUUUAAUGACCAUGACGAAGCAGAGAAGGGAAUAAUUAUGGGUGCUUACAAUAAAGUUAUGCAUAGCACUCGUCAGGAGCAAAGCAUGAUUGCUGUCAUACAGAACAGAUACUUGGCCAGUGUUGAGUUCAAAAAGCAGACUGAGGAAUGGCUGAACAGAAGACCUGAUAUUAGCAACCUUUUAUCGAUUAGGAAAACUCUGAAAAGCUUAAAGGCCCAGUUAAGGUGGAAGCUGGUUGAAAAGAACAACCUGGAGGAAUCUGAUGAUUACAGUGAGUUUGUGACAGGAAUAAAAGAAGAAAUAACUGCUCUGCGAAAUAGGGUUCUUCAGGAAGUAUCCAAGGAACAAGAAGAAUAUGGGAAGCUUACAUAUUUGGUACAGAAAUGGUUUCCUGAAUUACCACUUCUUUAUGCAGAAGCCGGAAUUCUAAGCUAUAUGAACUCUGGUGGGCUUCUGACACACAGCUUGGAGCGAGACCUUCUCGAUGCUGAACCCAUGAAGAAACUCAGCACGAAGCGACUUUCAGUGUGUUCAGAAAUCUGAGGCCAGAAGGUUCUUUUAAAGGGUUACUCUGUAGAUGUAAGCUCAGAAGCCAAAGUGAUAGAAAGAGUUGCCAAGUAUCACAGAGUCUGGGAUCAGCAGAAGGAGAAAUCUGGAUUAUUACAACUGUUGUUCCUUCUUUUCUCUAAGUCUGAUCCUUUGGUAUAUUUAAUGGUCCCAUACUACCCCGGAGCAAGUCUGGAAGCUGUACAGGCUGAUGCACCUUUAACUUCAGAAGAGGCAUUAAAAGUGAUGAAAGGAGUGGCCCAAGGUCUACAAACGUUGCGUGGAGCUAAUAUAGUACAUGGAUCUCUACAUGGAAAUAAUGUUUUUGCUGUGAAACGAAAACAAGGGAUCUUUGGAGACUUUGAUUUCACAAAAUCAGAGGAACAGCGUGCUGCUGCAAGCGCUAUGGUUGUCAGUACCCUGAGAUUAGUUUCUCCUGAACUGAGAAUGGGACAGCCCGCUUCUCCAGCCUCUGACAUGUAUGCUUAUGGCUGCCUUCUCUUCUGGCUUUGCGUGCAAAACCAGGAGUUUGGCAUAAAAGAAGAUGGAACACCUGAGGUGGAGGUGGUUGCCAUG